GCCGGAAGUAGGAAGAGGAAGGCAGUAAUGGCGGCUGCUACCGACGUCCAGAAGGUGGCGGGAGACUGCACGGAGGAGGAGCCCGGCACGGCGACCGAGGACUUGGCUGCCCAGAAGCGCGAACAGAGACUGCGCAAGUUCCGAGAGCUGCACCUGAAGCGGAAUGAAGCUCGUAAGUUAAAUCACCAAGAAGUUGUGGAAGAAGAUAAAAGACUUAAGUUGCCUGCAAAUUGGGAAGCCAAAAAAGCUCGUUUGGAAUGGGAACUACAGGAAGAAGAAAAGAAAAAGGAAUGCGCAGCAAGAGGGGAAGACUAUGAGAAAGUGAAGUUGCUGGAGAUCAGUGCAGAGGAUGCAGAGAGAUGGGAGAGGAAAAAGAAGAGGAAAAACCCUGACCUAGGGUUUUCAGAUUACGCCGCUGCCCAGUUGCGCCAGUAUCAUCGGUUGACCAAGCAGAUCAAACCUGACAUGGAAGCCUAUGAACGACUGAGAGAAAAGCAUGGAGAGGAGUUUUUCCCAACAUCCAACAGUCUUCUUCAUGGGACACAUGUGCCUUCCUCAGAGGAGAUUGAUAGGAUGGUCAUAGAUCUGGAGAAACAAAUUGAGAAGCGAGACAAAUACAGCCGGAGACGCCCCUACAAUGAUGAUGCCGACAUCGACUACAUUAAUGAGAGGAACGCCAAGUUCAACAAGAAAGCCGAGCGCUUCUAUGGCAAGUACACGGCUGAGAUCAAGCAGAACCUGGAGAGAGGAACGGCCGUUUAAGCCCUGCAGGAGCCGAGUUGAGCUUAGGAUGGAGUGAAAUUCCUGCUUGAGGACUGAAGUGCUCAGAACCAGAGCUAGAUCGGUCUGCCUUCCCACCCAGCAUUCCUGAAUAAAUGUCUUUCUUCAACAUGCACUUCCCCAUCUGUACGCGUGGAUGGAAGGUGUAUUUCUUGUAGUGAGGUGGUUUUUGUAAAACUCCACUUUGUAUAAAUCCUAACUAUAUUAUUUUUCUAUGUA
Molecule: messenger RNA, 999 nt
Organism: Dipodomys ordii (Ord's kangaroo rat)
Lineage: Eukaryota; Metazoa; Chordata; Mammalia; Rodentia; Heteromyidae
Gene: Syf2
Product: SYF2 pre-mRNA-splicing factor
Exons: 7
Coding region: 28-762 (244 amino acids)
Cellular component (GO): Prp19 complex; catalytic step 2 spliceosome; post-mRNA release spliceosomal complex
Source: RefSeq, a predicted model, not a curated record